UAACUGUCAUCUGCCGAACAGCGACGUUCUGUCAACGAAGAUAAAUAAUAACAAAUCGUGUAGUAGUGAAUAUUUUUCGUCUGCCUAUCGCCUCAGCUUGAUAACGCUUGGUUUCCGUUUCCUUUUCAUCGUCCAAGAAUGGGGGAUGUAAAAACAUGCUCCAUCCGCAUUUGCCAGGAUGGACACGCGAACGCACUUGCGUUAAAUCGCGAAUGCACGCAAAUUGCUGUAGCUGGCAGAAGCUUACUGAAGGUUUUCUCGAUUGAAAACGAUGGAUUCACGGAGGUAUGUAAUAUGCGUGGUGGUAAAAAUCAAAACCUAAGCUACUCGUCAAAUGAUGUGGCAUGGAGUGCACUUGAUUCCAACAUUCUCGCUACCGCUGCAACCAACGGUGUCGUGUCGGUGUGGGACUUGUCCAAGUUCGGUCGCCAGAAGCAGCUGCUGGUGUACAACGAGCACGAGAGGACGGCUCAUUCGGUUGCGUUCCAUGGGACCGAGGCAAAUCUGCUGAUAUCGGGUUCACAGGAUGGGACUAUCAAAUGCUUCGAUCUGCGAACGGAUAAGUCAGCCAUCAAUACGUACUUCAGCAACUCGGAGAGCGUACGUGAUGUCAAGUUUAGCCCACACGCACCAAACACGUUUGCGGCUGUUUCAGAAAAUGGUACGGUGCAGUUGUGGGAUAUUCGCAGGAAUGAUCGAUGUACGGCCCAGUUCACUGCACACAGUGGGCCUAUUUACACGUGCGAUUGGCAUCCAAAUCAGCCAUGGCUGGCCACGGGUAGUCGUGACAAGCAGAUCAAGGUUUGGAACACUAACCCCAAAAACACUUCGCUAGAAACAGCGAAAAACGUUUCACUUGAGUAUACUAUACACACGAUCGCGGUCGUCGGCAGAAUUCGAUGGCGUCCCGAUAAGAUGUACCACAUUGCAAGCUGUGCGCUGGUCGUGGACAAUAGCAUCUACAUAUGGGAUCUGCGCCGGCCCUAUAUACCCUACGCCUCCUUCAAUGAGCAUUCGAACGUUACGACGGGAAUCGCGUUCAAGGGUAACGAUCGGCACGUGCUGCUCUCCACCAGCAAGGAUUCGACGAUAUUUAAGCACGUGUUCAAAGACGCCACCAGGCCUGCAAUGAAGGCGAAUCCGCAGGGAGCAAACUUGAACUACAAGGGCGACUUGCUGUAUGCCUACGAGAUGAAGCUAAUCCCUCCGCCAGCGCCAUCAAGCUUACUCAGCCAGGGUACCGCUUUGCUGGGCUCGCGUCAAAAAACGUCCACGUCGGCUGAUCAGUUUCAUCUGGCCAAAUCGAAUCUUUCCACCUUUUCUACUAAAACUAUCAGCGUAAAUGCCAAGGACAUUACCAAAACAUCACUGCUAAAGGAUUACUUGGCGCUGAAAGGCUGCGCCAAAGAGUAUAUCCUAACGGGAGCAUCACUAGCAGAAAUUUGCAGCCAUAAUGCAGCAGUAGCGAAAAAAUACGGCAAAGCAAACGUUAGUUUUUUGUGGAACUUCAUCGCGCAACUGUACGCCCACAGUACCGCCGCAAACAUGAAGCUGGAACAGCGCAAUUCGGGCACAAUUCAGAGUGCUAGUGGUCGUUUGAUGGCUCAAAUUUCCAACCAAUCGAGCAGCGGCAGAAGUGAAGACCGAGCGAUGGGUGGCGGGGGCCAUCCUGCAGCGGGCACAGCAAAUGUUGUAAGCAACAGCAGCACUGACGAUUACAGUGAGUUUGCGAACAACAAAAACGCCAACGAAACGCAUGGAACGGGGCAGCUACUGUCGGUAGAUAUAGAACCGGAUAAGUGUGAUUUCGUUUUUGGAGAAACUGAGCUUACAUUCGAUUCGGUCGAUUGUAUUAAGGGCUUCCGGGAUGGGUUUCUUUACACGGGGCCGCAUGAUCUGGUGAAAGACUACACAUUUCCCAGCUCAAACUUGAUGAAUGCCCACGAACUACAUCAAACGCAACCUCGCAAGCAUCUAAUGGCUGAAAAGUCGCAGGAAACGUCCCCGCCGCCGAAUCCGGCACCGUCGUUCCUGAAAAUUUCCGAUCACAAUCCAACACCACCCAUGUGGGAACCUCAUCAGGUGCUGGCUGAUUGCUUAACGCUGCAAACCGAGAUUGGCGAUGUCCAGACAUCGUCCUGCAUUCUCAUGGCUCUCGGCGACCGAAGGCACAGCCUGCAGAUAGACGAAAGCUUCCAAGAGAACUGGCUGCUGUCCUACAUCGAGCUACUGCACCGGCAUCAGCUGUGGAACGAAGCGACGCAGGUGAUCAACAUUAGCUGGAUCCGAUCGGUGAUGGAACUGAAUCAACAAUCGACGACGAUGUACACGAGCUGUGGCCAAUGCUCGAAACAGCUGGUAAGUGCGACGGGAUGGUACUGUUCACGCUGCAAGUCCGCCCAAAGCUCCAAGUGCAGCGUCUGCAAUGGGGUGGUCCGUGGUCUGUACGCCUGGUGUCAGGGAUGUUCGCAUGGGGGCCACCUGGAACAUUUAAAGCAGUGGUUUGCCAACAACUCAAAAUGUCCCCGGUGUGGUCACUUGUGUGAAUACGAAUGAGCAAUAAAGUCUAGCGACGCGAUGUGGUUUGGGUUUCUCAAAACAUCACUUAAAA
Messenger RNA from Anopheles stephensi (Asian malaria mosquito), 2611 nucleotides. RefSeq names its product GATOR complex protein WDR24 (gene Wdr24). The record is from RefSeq and is a predicted model, not a curated record. Bases 139 to 2556 code for a protein of 805 amino acids. Gene Ontology annotation, molecular function: protein binding. Gene Ontology annotation, biological process: positive regulation of TOR signaling. The transcript has 2 exons. NCBI's taxonomy places the organism in Eukaryota, Metazoa, Arthropoda, Insecta, Diptera, Culicidae.